Synchiropus splendidus (mandarinfish) is the source of this 746-nucleotide messenger RNA. Its product is annotated as CMRF35-like molecule 1. The transcript has 5 exons. The record is from RefSeq and is a predicted model, not a curated record. The coding region runs from base 4 to 723 and encodes 239 amino acids. NCBI's taxonomy places the organism in Eukaryota, Metazoa, Chordata, Actinopteri, Syngnathiformes, Callionymidae.
AGAAUGGAGAUCAAUUCUCUGGUGGUUCUGCUCUGUUUCCUGGCAGGGGUUUCAGACGUGGACGCGUAUGAUCUGACACUAACAGGGAAGGAGGGGGAAGAUAUCACAAUUACAUGUUCUCACUCCAAUGCUUACAGCAACACAAAGUAUUUCUGCAGAGAAGCAUGUGACUACGAAGAUAUCCUCAUAACCAGCAAAGGUCCAAACACAGCCAAGUAUCACAUAACUGACAGAGGGAAUAAUUUUUAUGUGACCAUUUAUAACCUGGAGGAGAAAGACUCAGGAACAUACUGGUGUGGAAUAGACAGAGUUGGCCGGGACACAUAUAAUAGAGUGGACCUCACCGUUGUCAAAAAGCCUCAAGAGAAGAAAGAAAAUGAAGACAAAAAGAACGCAAUUACGCCAGAGAUGAAAAUAACUGGAGAGAACAAUAAAAAUGUUGCGGUGAAGGGGAACGUUACUGAUGCGCCAGAUGUAGUACCAGAACCACCUCCAUCCUCAGAAACUGUGGUGUACAUCGGACGCGGUAUUUGCUGUGGGGUUCUGGUUCUGGUCCUUCCCUUGUUCUGCCUCCAACGAAGGCGAUGCCUGGGAGCAUCCUCUGCUGAAAAACCAGACCGUCGCUCCACCAACUCUCCAGAUCCAGCAGCUGUCAUUUACUCUGACGUCACUGUGAACAGAGCCUUCCAGCCAACCCAGGAGCAUGGAAGGGCCUCCAUCUGAGGAGGUCACCUAUUCUGCCAUCA